Penicillium cataractarum is the source of this 894-nucleotide messenger RNA. Its product is annotated as SGNH/GDSL hydrolase family protein. Lineage: Eukaryota; Fungi; Ascomycota; Eurotiomycetes; Eurotiales; Aspergillaceae. The transcript is spliced from 2 exons. The record is from RefSeq and is a predicted model, not a curated record. Gene Ontology annotation, molecular function: hydrolase activity, acting on ester bonds. Bases 1 to 894 code for a protein of 297 amino acids.
AUGAUUUUCAACGUUCUUCUACUUUGUGGCAUAAUUGCAAAUGCCAUGCCAAUUCAGGAAUCCGGACCUUGGUCCAAGGUACCUGAGUUCACAAAUAUAUUUGCCUUCUACACGACAGUCGGUUUCCAGUACAGUGGUUCACAGCCAAAUGCCUCGAAUCCCAUCGGGAACCCCGCUUUACCUGGAAAGACAACCUCCGGCGGGUAUAACUGGGUCGACAACCUGGUUACCGAGUACAACACAUCACUUGUCCUUGCAUACGACUUCGCGAUAGCGGGAGCUACGGUAGACGGGGAUCUCAUCCCGCCCUACCAACCCGCCGUGAAGUCCUUUGUCCAACAAGUGGAAAUCUUCAAAGAUCACUACUCGAAUACCUCCGGUACCUGGGACCCGCAAAAUUCGCUCUUCACGGCGUGGUUUGGGAUGAAUGACAUCCCGAGAGGCGAAAACCUGACCGACUGGACAACGAUCUUUCGAGAAACUAUCCAGCAAUAUCUCACCCAAGCUCAGGACCUCUAUGAUGCUGGCUCCCGGUAUUUUGUCUUCCUAGAGGUCCCGCCCCUCCAGCGCACGCCUCUGAUAAGCCAGGGAUCGGCAGCGGUGCUGAAUGCCACGAUUUUUGACGUUGACAGAUUCAACAAAGCAAUUCGCAAGGGAAUUAGAGAGUUUGCGCACCACAAUAGAGAAGCCACGGUGUGGAUUCUCAACACUACCAGUGUCUUCGACAAGGCCCUCGACAAUCCGACUGCGUAUGGGGCUCCAGAUGCGGCCUGCUACAAUUCCAAUGGAGUUAGUUGCCUCUGGUGGAAUAAUUACCACCCUGGUCAGGCCAUUCAAAAACUUGUCGCCGAGAGUAUCUCGAGAUUGAUCAAGAGUAGGGUACAUGCGAUAUAA